Colletotrichum truncatum is the source of this 1230-nucleotide messenger RNA. Its product is annotated as ubiquitin-conjugating enzyme. The record is from RefSeq and is a predicted model, not a curated record. Lineage: Eukaryota; Fungi; Ascomycota; Sordariomycetes; Glomerellales; Glomerellaceae.
AUGCCUUGGCCAUCAGAUUAUGGAAAUGAUUUGGUGGCGCAGCAUUCAGUGCACCACCCUCCGUUUCCCGACCUUUCACUUACCGGUCCAGUAUCCAUGCACGAUACAGCAGUUCUCGUACCCCGUAUCCUCGUCACACCUGAGGUUGAAGCAAUAGAGGGUAACAGAGGCUCGAUAUGGGUCGCCGUCGAAGUCUCGGCAGAGUUAUCCCGUCCCUACAACGGGAAAUUCAACCCAAGGGUCAAUACAAUGAGUGGUGGUUUACCUAUAUCCGGAGAUGAUGCCUGCCAGGUCGGAGAUCGGUAUGGCCGUAUGUACGACAUCAACGUCCAAUUUAUUCCAUUGGGGAAUAACCGCAUCCUUAAUAUUGUUCAAGAAAAUAAACCCGCACCUAGCAUAAUAUCCCUCGAGGUCAAAGUGCUUAUUCUUGUCCACAUCCACUUUGAGCCUCAAAGCCCCGCCCCUUUCCCGGCCAACGGUCAUCUCCGGCAGAGGUCUGACGAGUUAAUUGACGACCUGGAAAAUCAACUAGGGGGCUCGAUAAUAGAAUAUCUCCGCAUCGUGGUCACUUAUAAGCACUCCGCGUUCCCCAGAUACAACGAACCUGACAAGGUCGACGGUGUCGCCGAUGUGGGGACCAAACUGGAGACAUCGGCUAUAGCCGUAAUUCAGCAACUCAAUCAUAGAUCACCUUGGUCCCCGUGUCUAACGCCAACACGAAAUCCACUAUUUGGCAUCAUUUACCAGCAUUGGCCCUCAGACCCGGAUAAAUGUAGAGAUGCCAUACAGCAGAUUGUAAGGCAGCAAUCAAAUUCGCGCAGCCUGGCCCAGCCUACUUUGACGCCCAAACUGUCGGCCGAAGAUUCACCCAUGACAAUGAGAACACCACCUAUAGUACCCAGACGUGAAGCAAGUCUGGGCAAAUAUUUCACAAUGCAAGAGUCCGAAACAAGUCGACACAAAUGUUCCAAGUUCCGAAGGAAUUCGGGUGUGGGCUGGCGGGGGACCGAUGUAGGGCAGCCGGAGCGGGUUCCGUCUUCCGCAACGUGCCCAGAUGAGUUGGCGGCUGAUGUUAGUGACUGGAGGACUGUAGGCAUGCUGAGAAGCCCACGCUCGAUGGGCGCUAGAGUCCUGAGAAGCUUAGAGUCUCCUGUUUCUGGCGCGAGUACAGAUGUACAUUCAGUUGGAAGCUCGCUCCGCAGAUCAGGCCAAAAGCAACCAAGCCGCUAG